Leptopilina heterotoma is the source of this 922-nucleotide messenger RNA. It is a transcript of the gene Grx3, whose product is annotated as glutaredoxin-3. The record is from RefSeq and is a predicted model, not a curated record. Bases 114 to 815 code for a protein of 233 amino acids. Lineage: Eukaryota; Metazoa; Arthropoda; Insecta; Hymenoptera; Figitidae. The transcript has 3 exons.
UACUGGCAGUAUUAUCAUUAAAUAGCUGCUUCCAUCGUGAUCGCAUCAGUAAAUUAAUUUUAUUUAAAAAGUAAUAUUUUAUACAUACUUUUUAAUUAGAAAAAUAGUGGAAAAUGACUGAGAAAACAUCAAAUCCUAACUAUAUUCCUAUCGAGGACGAGAAAACCUAUAAUGAUUUAAUACAGUCAAAAGAUUUAACUCUAAUUCAUUUUUACACACCCUGGUCGGAUCAAUGUAAACAAAUGUGUGGAGCUAUUGAGGAAAUGAUAAAAUUAAAUGAAUAUAAGAAUGUAAAAUUUGCAAAAAUACAAGCGGAGGAUUUUCCAAAAAUUUCCAUAAAAGACAAUGUCUCGGCAGUGCCGACAAUAAUUUUCUAUAAAAAUGGAAAGAUUGUCGAUCGAGUUAAUGGUGCAAAUACAGCAGCGAUGGUAGAAAUUACUGAUAAACAUGUGUCUCAUGAUUCUUCGCCGACAAAGGAGAAAAGCUCUGAAACUUUAGAAGAUCGAAUUAGAAGAACUAUUAAUCUUGCACCUUGCAUGUUAUUCAUGAAAGGAAAUCCGACUACUCCACGAUGUGGAUUUUCAAGGACGAUAGUGGCACUUCUUGAUAGUUGCAAUGCUGAUUAUCAAUUUUUCGACAUUCUGCAAGACAAUGACAUUAGGGAAGGACUCAAGAAAUUUAGCGAUUGGCCGACUUAUCCGCAAGUCUAUGUUAAUGGAGAACUCAUCGGUGGGUUGGAUAUUCUUAAGGAAAUGAAUGAGUCGGGAACUUUAAAAGAAAUGCUUCCACAAAAACCAGGCAUGGAAGAAAGAUAAAAGGAUCAAGGAAUUCUAUUUUUACAAUCUAAAAUUUAAUUGAUAACUGUCAACUUUUACCAUUUUUUGAUUAUACAAAUAGUAGAUUAAUAAAUUAUUAAAAUUUA